AUGAAGUUGAAACACCUCCUCGAUCAGGAAUCGACCACCGCAAUGGACAAGUCCAACAACGAAGCCCGAGCCGUAGCUUCAAACGCAACGCUCGCGAUCGAGACUCUCAAGUGCAAGGCCGACGAUGAGAGCCAGAAGUUGUACCGUCGUAACAACAAAUGCGGCCGCCCUUCUGAUCUGGCUAAGGGCAACUCGGAUUCCUGGUUGGCUCAUUACCGUCGUCGCAUCCCAGGAAUAACCCUAACCGCAUCCCAGGAAUGGUUUACGUCACCUGCAAGACCGCAUUCGUGCCCGAGGGACCGAGACCUUGACUUCGUGUCUCCUCAACAUUGGCUGGUGGUCAAUGCCCCAGUGGUCGCAGCGACAGCUGGAGGAGCGGCGAAUACGUGGAGUAAGAGGCUCUGGUCCGCAUGUGCCGAUAUUUCCUGGACGUGA
This is a messenger RNA of Seminavis robusta, 435 nucleotides long. NCBI's taxonomy places the organism in Eukaryota, Bacillariophyta, Bacillariophyceae, Naviculales, Naviculaceae. The record is from the annotation of a GenBank genome assembly.